AUGAGGAACAGGAACCGAGCCGGGAAGCGGCACUUUGGGCACACUCACAUGGGGAUGCCCCAGCAGCUGGAGCUGCAUCAGGGCACGCUGGUGCCUACAGAUGGAGAAAGAGGUGGAAGGCACAAAGAUGGGGGACAGGCUGCGGUGUGGGAGCUCUGCUUGGUGGCAGAUGCUGGGUUGUCUUUUAUACCCAUGGCUGCCUUCUGUUUUUCCAACAGAGGUUUUGUGUUGGCAAGUCUUAUUUUCCUCCAGCAGGUGUGUUCAUUACCAAAGCUCUUCAAGAUUCUACCAAAUGAUAUUAUUAAGGACAAAAGGAGUACAGCGCUGAUAAGACUCCAGCAUGCACAGGAUGACUGUGAUGCUGGGUCCUGCCACCCGGCCAUUGGGGAUCUCCUCCUGGGUCGCAGCAAGCAAUUAACGGCCUCAUCAACCUGUGGAAUGAAUGGCCCUCAGAAGUACUGCAUUAUAGGCUACCUAGAGGCUGAACAGAAGUGCUUUCUCUGUGAUUCCAGAUACCCGUAUAAUCCCUAUAUGCAGCACAACAGUCACAUGGUUGAAAAUGUUAUCACAACUUUUGAGCCCGAUAGGAAAAAAAAGUGGUGGCAGUCUGAAAAUGGUGUCGACCAUGUCAGCAUUAGAUUGGACCUAGAAACUUUAUUCCAGUUCAGCCAUCUUAUCCUGACUUUUAAGACAUUUCGGCCUGCAGCAAUGCUGGUUGAGCGCUCCACCGACUUUGGUCAGACCUGGAAAGCAUUUAGAUAUUUUGCACAGAACUGUGCAGCUUCUUUUCCCAACAUCUCUUCUGGUCCGGCAAAAAGUGUGGCAGACGUCAUUUGUGAUUCAAGAUAUUCAGACAUCGAGCCCUCCACUGAAGGCGAGGUUGUUUUAAAAGCUUUGGAUCCCACCUUUGAAAUAGAAAAUCCAUAUGUGCCAUAUAUCCAAGAGCUCAUUACGUUGACAAACCUAAGGAUCAAUUUUACUAAACUCCACACCCUUGGGGAUGCUCUCCUUGGAAGAAGGCACAGUGAUCCCCUCGAGAAGUACUACUAUGCUGUCUAUGAGAUGGUUGUGCGGGGCAGCUGCUUUUGCAAUGGCCACGCCAGCCAGUGUGAUCCCGUGCAGAAUCUGCGGGGAGAUGUUUUCCAUCAGUCUGGGAUGGUCCACGGGAGAUGUAUCUGCCAGCAUAACACAGAAGGUUUGUCCUGUGAAAGAUGUAAAGAUUUCUACAAUGAUGCUCCAUGGAGGCCAGCUGAAGGGGCACAAGAUAAUGCUUGCAAACGGUGUAACUGCAACGGCCACUCUGGCAGAUGCCACUUUGACAUGGCCGUGUACCAGGCCAGUGGUGGGGUCAGCGGUGGUGUUUGUGAGGACUGUCAGGACAACACCAUGGGGCAACACUGCGACCAGUGCAAACGUUUCUUUUACCAGGAUCCACUCAAAGUCAUUUCGGACCCUCACGCAUGCCUCCCCUGCAACUGUGACCCAGAAGGUACGUUGCACAACGGCAUGUGCGAAAGCCGCACAGAUCCUGCACUGGGAACGGUCGCAGGCCAGUGCCCUUGCAAGGAGAACGUGGAGGGUGUCCGCUGUGACAAGUGCAGGGCGAACUACUACGGGCUGAGCGGCAGUGACCCUCUGGGGUGCCAGCCCUGCAACUGUGAUCCCUCCGGCAGUUUGCCUUUCUCCAUCUGUGAUCCUGCCACCGGAGAGUGCCUCUGCCAGCGGUUCGCCACAGGGCGACGCUGUGAAAAAUGCGUCGUAGGAUACUGGGGUCUUGGCAGCAGCUUGUACGGCUGUUCUCCAUGUGACUGUGAUAUUGGUGGAUCCCAGAAUAACUCGUGCUCACCGGAGGAUGGGCAGUGCAAGUGCCUUCCCAACAUCGUGAGCCGCCAGUGUAAUGAGCCAGCCCCAGGCUACUUCUUUUUACCCCUGGAUUAUUAUAUUUAUGAAGCUGAGCAUGCAAAGCCCCUUUCUGGCUCUGCACCCUUGGGUGCAGUGCAGUUUGGACAGGACUCAGCUGUGUCGGUGGUUUUCAGGCAGCCCAGCGCCGGCCGGUCUGUCACAUGGACGGGACCUGGCUUCGCCCGCGUUCCCAGCGGAGCUGGGCUGAGAUUUGCCAUCAACAACGUUCCCUUUGCUAUGGACUUUGAUAUCACGAUUCGUUAUGAGCCUGAGUCCUUGGAAGACUGGCUAGCAAGUGUUGCCAUCCAGCCUGCUGGUAUUUUGUCAAGUCAACGCUGCAAAAACAAGGGCCUUUCACAGGAGCCACAUGCGUUGCCUCUCCCAGCUACAAAGAGGAUUGCACUUCUGCAAACUCCAAUCUGCCUGGAGCCGGGAACAGAAUAUUCUGUGGAUGUGUAUUUUUCUCAGCCCUCUGCCUCUGACCCAAAGGUGAAAUCGUUCAUCUUAAUUGACUCACUUGGACUUAUUCCCAGAAUCGGCUCCGUGGAGAACUUAUGCAGUGAAAAGGAUUUAGAUGAGUACCAGAAGUAUCACUGUAUUGAAAUUGCAUCAGAAGUUGGACCUCACGUCCUGCCCGAAGCGUGCGCACAGCUCAUAGUGAGCAUGUCAGCCCGUAUUCACAACGGCGCCGUCGCAUGUAAGUGCAAUCCCCAAGGGUCGCUGAACACCAGCUGCAGUAAACUGGGGGGCCAGUGUCAGUGCAAAGCCAACGUCGUGGGACGCUGCUGUGACACCUGCUCUGCGGGCAGCUACGGCUUCGGCUUCCACGGCUGCUAUGCAUGCGAGUGCCACCCGCAAGGCUCGCUGAGCACGCUGUGCGACCAGGUGACGGGGCAGUGCUCCUGCCGCCGGGAGGUGGAUGGUCAGCGCUGCAGCCAAUGUCUGGCUGGGUAUUUUGGAUUUCCCCACUGCCGUCCUUGCCCGUGUAACGGUUACGCGGAGCUUUGCGACCCGGUGACCGGAGUGUGCCUGAACUGCCGCAGGUUUACAGCCGGAAGCCACUGUGAAAGGUGCAUGGAUGGCUAUUACGGAAACCCUCUGAACGGAGAACCCUGCCGCCCAUGCAUGUGCCCAGGGGCACCUACAAGCAAUAGGUAUUUUGCACGUUCCUGUUACCAGGACUCCCAGUCUGCACAACUAGUCUGCAAUUGCCUCGGGGGAUAUUCAG
Fulmarus glacialis (Northern fulmar) is the source of this 3130-nucleotide messenger RNA. It is a transcript of the gene LAMB4, whose product is annotated as laminin, beta 4. The transcript is spliced from 21 exons. NCBI's taxonomy places the organism in Eukaryota, Metazoa, Chordata, Aves, Procellariiformes, Procellariidae. The record is from RefSeq and is a predicted model, not a curated record. Gene Ontology annotation, molecular function: extracellular matrix structural constituent. Gene Ontology annotation, biological process: substrate adhesion-dependent cell spreading; cell migration; basement membrane assembly. The annotation marks the transcript as partial. Gene Ontology annotation, cellular component: laminin trimer.